AUGGGCAAGGCGCGGCCCAUGGACACUGAGGCCCAGUCCCGCACCGAGUUCAAGACCAACUUGGGUCUCGCCAUGCGCACGGGCCUCGGCGUCCUCAUCGCUUCUGCUUUUGUCACUAAGGCCUCGGGCGAGCACACGCCGGCGCGGCCAAAUAUCUGGGUCUGCUUUCCUGAGUGGUACAUCCUCGGCGGCAUCAACUUUAUCGCUGUCGCCUGCGUCUUUGCUGCUGGCCGCAACAUUGGCGCGACGCUGCGGGAAGUCUUCCAGCAAAAGCUCGGCGUCUUCCUUGCGUUCGCGUUCAACGCCGUGCUCUUUCACUGUUUCCAGCCCCGCCUCUUUUACAGCGACGCCGAAGGUACUUUUUCUUAA
Molecule: messenger RNA, 369 nt
Organism: Saprolegnia diclina VS20
Lineage: Eukaryota; Oomycota; Saprolegniomycetes; Saprolegniales; Saprolegniaceae
Exons: 2
Coding region: 1-369 (122 amino acids)
Source: RefSeq, a predicted model, not a curated record